UCAGAGAGAGAAUUUGUUCAAAGGCAGCAGAGAGUUACGGUAGGGAAGGUAGAUUUCGUCCCAAACAUAUAUAAAAAAAAAAAAAAAAAGUGGCCUGUUUCCAGAACACCACCUUCACUUUCAUAAAAACUCUUCCAAAUCCCAACUUCCAACCCAGGAACAAACCUUAUUGAUUUACUUCCAUGCCUCUUCAUGGUCAUCCGACGCAGAAUUGGCCCUAAAACCCCUUCUAAACCCACUCCCUAGUCUCUUCACUAUCUAAAUUUUCAAUACAAAUUCCUUUUUCUAUAUAUUUAUUGUUUAAUCUUCUUCGAUUCCUAUCUCACGCGGUCGCGCCUGCAAAUUUCCGUAAAUUACAAUAAUGUCUAACUCGGGGGGCUUUGCCGUGACGCGGACUCACGGCUCUGACCGCUUCUACAACCCUCCGGCUGUUCGGAGGAACCAGCAGUUGGUACUGCAACAGCAGCAUCAGCAGCAGCUGCAAAGACGGUUGAAGUCUCCUGCCCGAGUAGACCCGGUCGAAGCCGAAGCCCGUAACGACUCCGACGAGUCGUCAUUGUCGAGGCCCAACUCAGUUUCCUCUUCUUCGCCGCCGAGAACUGCUAAUUUGACUAAUUUGGAUCGCCUCAUGGAAUCAGUCACCCCCUUGGUUCCGGUUCAGUUCUUAUCCGAGCCAAAAAAGAGGGGAUGGAGGACAGCUGAAGCUGAUGGGAAUCUAUUCUUUUUACUUGGGGAUCUCUGGGAAUCUUUUAGAGAAUGGAGUGCUUAUGGAGUAGAAGUGCCGCUUUUACUGAAUGGGAGCGAUUCUGUUAAGCAGUAUUAUAUCCCAUAUUUGUCAGGCAUUCAAUUAUAUGUUGAACCGCAUAGGCCAAGGAGGCCUGGGGAUGACAGUGAUGCUGAGUCUUCAAGGGAGACAAGCAGUGCUGGUAGCAGUGACUGUGAAACAGAAAAGCGAGGCAGAGGGAGUGUUGACAGUGCUUGGAUGCAGCGCAACCUGAUGAAUGUUAAUUCUCAAAGACUGAGCAGAAUAAGUGUGAGAGAUAGACCACCGCUGAGUUCUUCGAGUGAUGAAACUGAGGUCUGUAACUAUCCAGGGCAGCUUGUGUAUGAAUAUUUUGAGCGAGAACAACCACACUUCCGUCCACCUGUUUAUGACAAGGUUACUAGUCUUGCCUCCCAAUUUCCAGAUCUAAAGAAGUACAGAAGCUGUGAUCUAUUGCCUUCAAGUUGGUUUUCAGUGGCUUGGUAUCCAAUUUAUAGAAUACCUGUUGGCUCAACGCUAAGAAGUUUGGAUGCAUCAUUCCUAACCUUCCAUUCAUUAUCAACUCUUUCAAGAAGCAAAUUUGAACCACAAUUUCAUGCUUCUAGUGCCAAGAAGGUCCGUGGUGUUAAUGCAAAGAUUUCUCUCCCAGUUUUCGCCCUUGCUUCCUAUAAGUUGAGGGGUUCAAUUUUCACUCCCGAUGGAGGCUCUGAGUGGCAGCAAGCAAACUCUUUAUUGCAGGAUGCUGACAAUUGGCUGCAGCGUUUGCAGGUUAAACUUCCUGAUUUCCAGUACUUCAUAAGCCAUAGCUCUCAAUGGAGAUGAUGUUCCCCGCGCCCCCCCGGGGGGAUGAGUUGAAAAGUUCUUCCACAUUUCAGAGAACCCCGCGUUGGUGUUGGAUGAAAUAUGUUGAAAACUUACUGACUUCCUUGAAAUCCUCUUGCUAACCAUCUGGAUUCAGCCUCUUAAAAUUGUGGUAGGUUUCAUGAUAAAAAUUGCAGUUUACUACACUGGAUGCGAAGAGUUGCCUUUAUACCAUUGGUUGGGAUUUGAAGUCAGUUGAUUAUCCGACCAUAUUACAUUGGAGUCUACGAAAUCUAUGAAAUGCUCGUAGGCAAUACGGAUCUGUAAUUCUAUUUGCUUAAUGAUAUCCCGGCAUGAUAUAACUGCUAUGGAGACAUUUAUAUUUUAUAAUUUUAUAAUGCCCCUCUUUUUUAUUCUUCGUGGGGCAGUUCAAACAUACAUAGUCCUGGUAUAGGGAGCCUAUGACUGUACAAUUUUCUGAGUGUUCAGGCAUUUAUUUACAUUGAAAUUUGGCAAAGGUGACAAAAAAUUA
Molecule: messenger RNA, 2096 nt
Organism: Prosopis cineraria
Lineage: Eukaryota; Viridiplantae; Streptophyta; Magnoliopsida; Fabales; Fabaceae
Exons: 6
Coding region: 362-1585 (407 amino acids)
Source: RefSeq, a predicted model, not a curated record